Messenger RNA from Colletotrichum higginsianum IMI 349063, 228 nucleotides. Its product is annotated as GDSL-like Lipase/Acylhydrolase. The coding region runs from base 1 to 228 and encodes 75 amino acids. The transcript is spliced from 2 exons. The record is from RefSeq and is a predicted model, not a curated record. Lineage: Eukaryota; Fungi; Ascomycota; Sordariomycetes; Glomerellales; Glomerellaceae.
AUGUCGAAUAGGAAAGACCACGGCCUGAAGCAGCACGGCCUGUCGGACGACGCCGUGGAGGCCGGGCACGACUUCAUUCACGACGCCGAGGUGGAGGAGGAGAGGAGACACAGUGGAGACCAGAACACGAUGCCCUCGCUGGCCUCGCAGCAGAAGAAAGGCGUGAACCUCGAGGGAAUGCACCCGAGCGAGCCGGCGGGAAAGGAGAAGACGAGCAAGAAAGCCUAG